Molecule: messenger RNA, 2357 nt
Organism: Paramormyrops kingsleyae
Lineage: Eukaryota; Metazoa; Chordata; Actinopteri; Osteoglossiformes; Mormyridae
Source: RefSeq, a predicted model, not a curated record
CAUCGUUAAUUAGACUGGCCGACUGGAACAGAGGGUUACCUUCCGAACACGGAAACAUUUCCGAGACCGUAAAGCCAACAGCGGUCUGUACGGGGAGGUCGCUCGUAGUAUAGGAGGACCUGAAGGCGAUCCCUGCAAUCGGUGAUUCGGGAAAUAUACAUAUUUUAAUUCUGCUCUGACGACAUUUCUACGCCUGGUGUUUAGACUGAAUGGAAGGACACUUUGAUGAUAUUGUUCCCGGAUUGUGUGAUGCGUACCUGAGAGCAGAGGUGAGUUAAACCAUGCACAACCUCGUACGAGCUGAUAGUUCUUUGACCGCUACACACCGUUAUAAACCGCUUGAGCUGAACUGUAUGCUAGUGUCCUUACAAGGUUAAUAAGCGUGAUAAGGCAACAGUAAUAUUUCAUCAUAUUUUGGCAUCUCUACAUCUGUCGGAACACGUACGAGCAUUUGAUACGGCAGCACUAACACGGCGAGGAGUUGCGUUUGGUUCUUGGAUAGAAAUCUUUUCCCGCUGCGCUGCAUUUUCUGUAUUGCUUCAAGUAAGUACAGACCUAUAAUCAGCUAGAACAAAUUAGUUUAGUCCGCAAUGAAGGAAAAAAGUUUGGAUCAAAGCUUCUCGGACUCAAGGGAACUGGAUGGCUCAUUUGACCCUCUCACAGGUCAUCCACCCUCCAGCCAAAGCAAAAAAGCCAUAAAGCAGAGAUUCCUCAAACUGCUGCCCUGCUGCAGGCCCAGUUCCACCCCCACAGUCAGUCAAUACAGCCUUGAGGACGACUUUGAGCUCUCCACCGUGUGCCACCGACCUGAGGAUCUAGAGAAGCUGCAGGAGCUGACGAGGUUCACCAAGAAGGAGCUUCAAGUCCUCUACCGGGGCUUCAAGAAUGAGUGUCCCAGCGGAGUGGUCAACGAGGACACCUUCAAGCUCAUCUACUCCCAGUUCUUCCCCCAGGGUGAUUCCAGUACAUAUGCACACUUCCUGUUUGAAGCCUUUGACACUAACAAGAAUGGGUCCGUCAGUUUUGAGGACUUUGUCACAGGCCUGUCCAUUAUCCUUAGAGGAUCUAUCAACGACCGUCUCGGCUGGGCUUUCAACCUGUAUGAUCUCGAUAAAGAUGGCUGCAUCACCAAAGAGGAGAUGAUGUACGUCAUGAGGUCCAUCUAUGACAUGAUGGGGAAGUAUACCUACCCCUGUUUGCAUGCGGACACCCCCAGGGAGCACGUGGAGAGUUUCUUUAAGAAAAUGGACCGCAAUAAUGACGGAGUAGUAACCAUCGAGGAGUUCAUCGAGUCGUGCCGGAAGGAUGACAACAUCAUGCAGUCUAUGCAGCUUUUCGACAGCAUCAUCUAGAUCCCGUCACCAUGGCGAUGGCUGAAGCAUGUGGGCAGGCGAGCCCCAUGCAUACGGACUGACCCACAGCACCUCAUACAGCCAUAGCUAGAACCCCCUCCCCCCCUUCCAUGGGUCAAGGGCAUUUUUCCAUUCAGUUCAUCUCAUCGCCAGAGAGACAGGCGAGCCGAGGCCAGCAGUUGGGAAACGCUCUUGUGUGUGGGAUUCUCUUUUCUUUCUGAUACCUGUCCAUGUUAGGAAUGCUGGCCUGGCAGCAGGACCCCAGUGCAGAAGUAUCAAUCAGCAGCAAACAGCGCUAUAAAUUAUCUCCGAUAAGGAAUUCCCAGCUUACCCUGAAUUGCAUGCUGUUUGUGAUCACACACCAUGGUGCAGCGCAUUGACCUUUUCACCCCAGAUUCUUAUGUAAGAGGCCCAGAGGACGAUGAAGGAUUCACCUCUAUGGUCUGGUCCAGAUGUGUCAAAACUGCAUGUUAUUCCUAACUCUAACCCGUACGGGACCGCCAUAAUGUGCGAGAUGGGAGUCACCCUUUUUUGGCCAUGGGAUUGGUGUCUGUGUAAGGGCCGUGCAUUCAGACGGCAAGACUCUCGUAGUGAGUGAAGGACCGUUUGUGUGGAAGUGACAGCUUAUCCUGCAGCCCGCCCUAAGGGUGGUGUUCUGGGGUUAGGGGGCAAGCUGCGAGGUCCAGUCAGACACACUCUGGAUCACAAACGGCUUCUUAUUUAGGGAUCAGGUCCAAGCCAGAGGGCACUGUUCAUCGUGCUGUUUUUGAGAUUUUGGAAAACCCAUCUAACCAAGUAAGACAGGUAAACAGUCACCGCUUUUUUCUGUAUUAGCACAGGGGAAGGUACGCCAAAUGCUUGCUAACUAACUUCACGACUGACCAAAAGUGGCCCCUGUAUAUAUCUGCAUGUAAGCUAGACAAAGGCCAGCUGCAUUUACUGUGUCCAAUGAGCCUAAGAGGAUGCUUGGUGUUUCUUGGCCAUAUUUUGUACAGAUAUAAAAAU